CAGCGGCGCGCGCGGCGCAGUCCGCUCCGAACACCCGUGAGAAACGCACGCGCAAUGCCGGAACAAACGACUUUCUGGGAUGAGCUGACCAGCCCCCUGAAUAUAGUGCUGAUAGCUUUCAUAGUGUACCUCCUGUACAAGAUAGUGCAAUCCCACUUCGAGAGCAAUGCCCCCGUGAAGCCCCCACCGCCGCCGAUGCCGAAACUUAGGAAGGACAUGACAGUGGCGGAACUAAAACAGUAUGAUGGGACAAACGAGGAAGGAAGAGUGCUUCUCGCGGUCAACGGAAUCAUAUUCGAUGUGACCAGGGGAAAGAGAUUCUAUGGACCGGGUGGGCCGUACGCGGCAUUCGCGGGUAGGGACGCGACGAGGGGCCUGGCGACGGGCGAGGUGGCGGGCUCGGAGAAGGAGUACGAUGACGUCAGCGACCUGACGGCUGACGAGCUCGCCGGGACCAAGGAGUGGGAGGACCAGUUCAGAGAAAAAUACGACAUCGUUGGCAAGCUGCUGAAGCCCGGUGAGACGCCGACUGAUUACAGCAAAGAAGACGCCAAAGCAGAAGAAAAGAAGGAGCUAUAGACUAUUUAUUAUUGCGUGUUGGGUUAUGUUAUGUUUGGAAUGGUAAAAUAAACUUUUAUAGUUACUUAUU
This is a messenger RNA of Aricia agestis (brown argus), 649 nucleotides long. RefSeq names its product membrane-associated progesterone receptor component 1-like. The coding region runs from base 55 to 579 and encodes 174 amino acids. Gene Ontology annotation, cellular component: membrane; endomembrane system. The record is from RefSeq and is a predicted model, not a curated record. The transcript is spliced from 4 exons. NCBI's taxonomy places the organism in Eukaryota, Metazoa, Arthropoda, Insecta, Lepidoptera, Lycaenidae.